Messenger RNA from Tetrahymena thermophila SB210, 900 nucleotides. RefSeq lists its product as hypothetical. Lineage: Eukaryota; Ciliophora; Oligohymenophorea; Hymenostomatida; Tetrahymenidae. The record is from RefSeq and is a predicted model, not a curated record. The transcript has a single exon.
AUGAAUAAACUUUCGCUGGUACUAUGCCUUUUGCUUGUUCUAGUUUCUUUUAGAGCUGAAAGUGAAUUUACUUAUUAACAUUAUGUUGAGAUCAUUGAAGGAGAAGAAUAUAUCUAAACUCCCUUUGGAUUGAUGCUAAAAGAAUGCAUUUAAAAUGUUCCAUCAGGUACUUUUGUUGAAGAAUUAGAGGACGGAUCUAUACAUCUUACAAACGAUGAAUAAAACUUUACAAAAAAAAUUUUUAAAAACGAUAGAUGCUCCCAAAGAAAUCCUACCAAAAAUCUCAAUUAAUGGAUAGAUGCUGGUGGAUAUUGGCUCCCUAAUGGCUUGACUUUAAGAUCAUUUGAAGGAAACUACAGAGUCCCUAACAAUCCUUAAACUACCAACUACUAAUAAUUGUUUUACUUUAUUGGAUCUUAAAAUAAUGGCGGAAGUGGUCCUGGCAUCAGUAUCAUCUAACCUGUUUUGGGCUACUAUCGUGGUUGGUAUUUCUAAUCUUGGAACUGUUGUCCUCAAGGUUAAGCUAUAAAUGCAAGUGCUGUUUCAGGAAUCAAUCCAUACGAUACAAUUUAUGGCUCAGUCACUGUUUAAAAUAAUGUUGCUACUAUCACCUCAACAAAUAAAGCUGGUCAAUCUUCUAUUUUAUCAGUUGCUUAAAAUAGCAGAAACUUUAAUUGGAUUGAUGCUACUUUGGAAGUUUUUAAUAUUUCUGCAUGCACUGAUUUCCCUACUGACUAUUUAGAAUUCACAAAUAUGAAGGUAGUUCUAUCAAACGGUUAAACAAUUCAGCCAGCUUGGUAUGAUGAUUAUGGUAAAUCUUAAUGCAAUGGAAAAGUUACAAUUAUUAAUCCUUCAACAAUCAAAAUACAACAUAAUCUUCCUGCUUAAGAACAACAGUGA